This is a messenger RNA of Capronia epimyces CBS 606.96, 2283 nucleotides long. RefSeq lists its product as uncharacterized. The transcript is spliced from 3 exons. The record is from RefSeq and is a predicted model, not a curated record. Lineage: Eukaryota; Fungi; Ascomycota; Eurotiomycetes; Chaetothyriales; Herpotrichiellaceae. Bases 16 to 2283 code for a protein of 755 amino acids.
AGACGACUUUGCCAAAUGCUAUCAGCAGGAGAGACCCGGUUUGAGGACACUCACCGUGUGGCUAGAUGGUUGUCGACCCUUCCCGAAGAUCCCUCCGUCCAGACAGAUACGGUUGUUGGCGGACCUCGUCCACAGAUCAGCCAUCUCCGCCAACAAAGACUUGCUUUGAGACAAGAUGAAUAUCAAGACCAAAGCGCAAGGAAAAUAAGGAGGAAGUCUCUUCCAGUGAAUGAAGCCCUCCCUCCCCCAACUUCACAAUCCGAUGCUGUGAGGCAGUACGAACGUCCGAAGCAAAAGAAGGAGAAGCAUCACGAACGCACUGAUGCCGAAAGUGACAACACUUACCACCACAAAAAGACGAGGUACAACCGGCAACAGCCCCCUGCGCCUCUCUACGAGGAAAGCUCAAGUAUUCUGCGUGAUCAAAGCACACGCCGUCGAGAUAGGGAACACGGCCCCCACAUUAACGUCGACGACCCGAGCGAGAAGUAUGCAAGAAGGCCUAGACACAAGACAAGACCGGACGCAUACGAGUUCAAGGGCAGCCGUCAGAACGUUGCGUGUAAACGGCACUCCGAAAGACAGGCACCAAAAAGGUCUGGGUUACUAUUAAAUCAAAAAUUCCAGGCCCCAAACGUUGAUACCGAAAGGUUGACCCUCAGGCAUCAUCCCGGACCGGGGUUAUUUGCUAAAGGAAGGAGGUCGGCUCCUCUAUAUCGGCGGCAGGGAGUCCCUGAUCUGACCUUUCCAAACAUGGCUUUUCUCGAGAGAAAGAGACAUGGUGAUGCUGUACAGAGCCGCAGCCAAAAAGAGGAGCACAUCAGGAGGACAAGUCGCAACGCCAACAAUGAUGACAUAUCCGAGUUCUUUUCUCAGCCUAUCGACUACAAGAUUGAUCGACGACUCCCUGGCCUACAACAUCUCCCGCAUGGAACAACUAUAUCUUCAUCCACUGCACCUUAUUUGUCUGACAGGUAUUUCAGAGAAGCGCACUCUCACCGCUGGAAGCCCGAUGGUAGGUCAUCUACUCUCGAACAUCUCCCGCCACUGCCGUACCGAAAUACCGCAACUACAGACAUGACUUCCAAUGGUACCUACGCGUCAUGGUCUAUUUCUCCGCAGCGACAGCUAGCUCAAACGAGUGGACAAGAGCAAGGGCAAGUCGCCCUGUCAAAUACGCCGAAGAUAGCCACUCCUAUAGGAAUGUAUCUACCGCAGCUUCAAACUCCUCAGGCGGUGAAUACUUCGAGUCCAACGGGCAAUCGAUUUCUACAAGAUUUGACUACCCACGCACUACUUCAAGGCGUCGAAGCGUUCGCAUACAGAGGGAGAAAGAGUUACUCAUUGGAUGAUCUUAAGAAAAUGGCACAGAGACGAGGGCCAAGCGAAAUUCCUGGAACGAGUGAUACUCAUAGUAUCGUUCAUUGCAAACGAUCAAGCCCAAUGCUGGCUGUCCCGGCCAUGGAACGAAUACCUACGCCUGACAAAGGAGUUUCACCGCCAUUAUACACAGCGAUACCGUCACCAGCGCCAGGACAGCUAGAUGCGGGCACCCCGAAACAGGAUGAGGCAGAGAUCAGAUUCCGACUCCGGCCUCCCAUAGAUAUGAACGGUCCUUCGGAAGAGUCAGUAUUGCAGCAUAAUCGUGAUGCAGAAAGAAAGGAUACAACAAAUCUGAAAAGCAGCCACCAUGAUGUAACUCGCAUAUACACCUUAGCUGAUUUCGGUCCCGUCUCCGAGGGAAUUCCUGAACGCCCUCUACUUCAUCCUGAGGAUAGUUCGAGAAUACCAGAAUCUACUCAGAGUUUCCACCAUGAUAGUGGACAAGGCAACACAGAUGGUCGUUCGUCACGGCCUGGAGAUCCCGGCUGUCCAGACGCAGCUCCAGCUGCAGGCCCUGCCCACUCUCAUUCCUCACGGCGUACUCUAUCGGCAUUGACUGACGACAACAAGGUCGAUACGACCUGGGAUACAAUUGAAGACUUUCAAAGUCUGCCUGGGGAGCUGGAUGAAUUCGAUGCGCGCUUGUUACAGAUGAGUGAGGAUGUUGCUGAACCUCUGGAAACGUGUGAUAUGUACAUGUACGACGGCAGAUUGGAGGAUACGGCGGUAGGUCCGGCCCGACGUUGGGGCACAAAUGAACCAUGUAAACGUAUCUGGAACAGUUUCCACAGCAGGGAAGCUGACGAUGGCGGACAUGGGUUCCGGCAAGGGGCACUUUAUGCUGUCGAGGCUGUGUCUGAGCCCUUUACGGGCUUUUCUCGGCCACACCCACUGUAUUGA